AUGGGAGACCUUUUUUCUUUAUUUUGGGAGGUAGAUCCUCCUCCCAUACCUUUAAGUUUUUCCAUUCCAAAUCAGGAUCAUGAAUGCCAGAAGGAUGACUCUUGUGGGACGAUAGGGAGCUUCCUGCUUUGGUAUUUUGUCAUUAUAAUGGUUUUGAUGAUCUUCUCUCGGUUUUCUGUCUGGAUGUCUGAGAAUAAAAAGGAUGAAGAUAGUGGAACAAGUGCUUCACUAAGUAAAGCAAGCAAAGAAUCUUCCUAUAAGAGGCAAAAUAAAGAUGAUUUCUGGGAUUCUUCACAAAUGAUGAAGAAAUCAAAGCAGAGCCAACUUUCCCCUGUAACUGACUCAGAAGUGGCCUUGGUAAGUGCCUAUCUUGAACAAAGAAGAGCCAAGCGCCAUGCUCAGUUCCACCAAGUGAAUCAGAUCCAACAUGACAGUGAUACUACUGAAUGUGACAGUGAAGAAUCUUAUUCAGGGGCCUCCUCGUGGAAGGAGAGUGAAAGUGAACACCACCCUUCACCAGCCAGUAUUAAAAGAAGAAAAACAGCUCAGAGGCCAAGGAAUCUGGGAAGUUACCAAAUAAGGGAAAAGCCCUGCCUUCACUGCAAAGCCAUGAGAACCAAUGAAUGGUUGACACGUCAUUUCCUACAAAACAACUCAGUAUCAGCCCCCAUGAAGGGAGAUGCUCAAGAGGAAAAUUCUAUGCCUGACAUUAAUACAAAAUUCAGUAAAUUUUGAAUAUUGU
Dipodomys ordii (Ord's kangaroo rat) is the source of this 742-nucleotide messenger RNA. RefSeq names its product serine-rich single-pass membrane protein 1 (gene Ssmem1). Bases 1 to 735 code for a protein of 244 amino acids. The transcript has 3 exons. NCBI's taxonomy places the organism in Eukaryota, Metazoa, Chordata, Mammalia, Rodentia, Heteromyidae. The record is from RefSeq and is a predicted model, not a curated record.